Messenger RNA from Aphanomyces invadans, 4176 nucleotides. RefSeq lists its product as hypothetical. Lineage: Eukaryota; Oomycota; Saprolegniomycetes; Saprolegniales; Verrucalvaceae. The transcript has 17 exons. The record is from RefSeq and is a predicted model, not a curated record. Bases 36 to 4085 code for a protein of 1349 amino acids.
GCGCGAAAGGUCACGUCAAGUCACUUGGGUCGGCAAUGGUGUCGGCGUCGGUCAACUCGGACGCGAUCACUUUACCGAAGGAGCUUCAGUCUGGCGAGGAUACACAGCGUGUGGAGAGCGCUACACUGACGCGAGAGAGUGGUGGCCAUGAAGCAUUUGCCAGAAGUCGCAUGGAAGGCUUUGUGUACGUCGAGACCCCGCCAUACAUGCAUGUUCUUGACGGACAUUGCCGAUUCGAGCUUGAAAACGGAUCGUCGCCGCUGAUGGUCGUGUUGGGUCAUCCCGCGAGCGGCAAGUCGGCGCUGCUCGUGAAUUGGGUACACCAGCGACUGCGGAAGCCCCAGCCGAGUCCCGAAGUAAUCUUUCAGCAUUACUGUGGCUGCUCCUAUGAAAGCGUCAAGCUAUCCGUGUUUCUGUUUCGAUUGAUGGACCACCUGAAGACGGCGUUCUCGCUGCGCGACUUUGAGCUUCCCCAUGAACACGAAGAAGAGAAGCUCAAGUUCUCCUUGGCGCGGUGCUUGGACGCGGCGAACCGCACGACGACGCAGAACGGCAAGCGUAAAAACAUCAUCAUUGUACUGGACGGAGUCGACAAUCUGCGGACGGAAGAUGGCAGCGAGAGCUUGUCUUGGCUACCAAACACAUUGCCUCCUGGCGUGCGGCUUCUGCUGUCGGCCACCAGGCCGCCCAAGACCACACAACUGGCCAGUUCGCGAUGGAUUGAACGAAAAGACUUUACAUACGAUGCCGACGACGACCUGCUCUACGACGCGACGUUGCCUCCGGACUCGUCCGACACGCACUGCGUCAAGGAACUGCGGCGGCGCAAUGCGGGGUUCCUCGUUGUUGAGCCGCUGGACGAGCGCAUGUGCGCCAAGAUCAUUCAUGAACAUUGCGCUCGAAACACCCCGAUGGACGACGACACAGUGCAAGAUAUCCUGGACUGCAAAGGCAGCAGCUGCCCCCUCUAUCUCCGGCUGGUCUUGACCAUGUUCGACCAGGGCCACCACCAUCACCUGUCGGACCACUUUCAAUCGGUCAUCGUGCACGCCAGCGACUUUCCAUCGCUGUACGAGUUGGUGCUGCAGCAAUGGAAGGCCAUUCUACUCACGGACUUGGUCGAAGCUGUGGACCACCUCACACGAAAACCCGCGCCUGCAGCAUCGGAUUCGUCGCCACAACUCGACCGACCCGACAGCCGCAAGCGCAAUAGUCGACGUGAGUCCGAGCACAUGACCCAGAUGGCGUCGCAGUUGAGUCCGGAGGACGACGAAAUGAAUCGGAUCAACGUCCAAAUGGAGCGCCGGGCGCUCUUGGCUCGCCACGCGCUGUCGCUCUUCACCGUGUCUCGAUUCGGGCUGUCCGAGAAAGAUUUCCAUCACCUCCUCGAGGACGCCGCCCCGCGGCCCAUCCGAACGCUUCUUCUGCAGCUCCUCAUGCCCCACCUCAUGGCCAUCCAUCGCAAGGAUAGCGAUUCAGUGCUCUACGACAUCUCGCACAACCAGCUUCGUCUCUUGGUGCGGUAUGGAUUCCUCCACGACGACGGACUUCGCCACGGGUACCACAAAGCGAUCGCGUCGUACUGUGAAAAGAUGCCAACGUGUCAACGGCGCAUCGACGAGCUGCCCGUGCAACUCGAGUGCUGUGGGAUGUGGUCGCAGCUUCAGAGCUGCCUCGUCGAGAUGAAAAUGUUUCAGCUGUGGUGGCACGAGCGCAACCGACAGGACUUUCUCGCGUACUGGAAGACGCUGCGGUCGUAUUUUAGCACCCACGACCCUGUCGACGACUACAUUCGAUCGCUGGACGAGUACAUCGAAGUGGAAGGCCCGUCGACGGAGCAGCUCCUGUCGCUGUUUCUCACGAUUACCGAGUUUUUGCGGUCGUGGCAGCGGAGCGACGUCAAGGUCAAGCCUGAUAUCCACAUGCACCGCCCGGAUCCGCCCCAGCUCAAGGAAUUCAUCAACAGCCAGGGGACGUUUUCCCUGUCGCACUUGACGGACGUCGAGUCGAAGCAGAUCCAAGGAAUUGUCGACUACCUGUGCCCUCAUCCUGACGACGGGUAUUUUGUCCGGCGGUGGCUCUGGACGCAGUUCCCGCUCAUUGCUGUCUCGUUCGAGAACUUGUUUCUCAAGAAGUUUACGUCGGAGGCACUGGCGGCGUGGUCGGGCGUUGGCGAGCUAGACGGCGGCGGCAGUGUCUCGUCAUCGUCUUCGCCGCCGGACAAGAAGGACAAGAGCUGCAGCACAACUCCCGCCGCGACGUCGUCGUCUCCACAUGCAGCCACGAGCACCACCAGUGGCAGCUCGUACAAAUUCAACCACUCGAUUCUCCCCAAGUCGGUCGGCGCGGUCGUGGGCGAUCGAAAGCGCGUCAUCGCGCGCCACUCGCCCAAGAAGAACUCGCAGCACGUGUUGGAGUUACUCAACCCAGAGGUGUCGGGGGCGUUUGAAUUUGGAGAUGCGGCGGGUGACAUUUCGUUGUCGAUUCCGGCGCUGCGGGACCAAUUGAGAGACCUCCGUGCCCGCUACGACAAGCUCAAGUUCAUCUCGAAAGAGCGCCAGGAUGCGUUGGUCACGCUCGAGUCAAAAGUGAACGAUGCCAAGGCCAACACGUCGCACCAGAACCAGAACUCGCGCUUGCGGGAUGAGUUGCUCGAGCAAAUCCGCAUCACGAUGUUGGAUUCCACGCACGGUCGCCAGAAGAGCGACUACUACAAGUCCAUUUUACGGCAAUGCGAGACCAACCCGGCUCGCGACCCGAACAUCAUCGAGUCGUCGGAAAUGAACGUGCGCAAGAUGAAGCAAGACAUCACGGAUCUGCAGCAAAAGGCCCAAGUGAUUGGGUACGAGCGGCGCCUCGCGGCCAUCGAGAUUCCCAAACUCACGACCGCCAUCGAAGAAAAGCUCCAGAUCCAUCAAGUCGCGUUGAGCCGGCUGCGAUGGCGGCAGCUCCAACACCUGCGCCAGAUGGAAUGGGAGACAAAGUUUCGCAUACGAUCCAAAGAAAUGAAGAAGCAAGCGGAGGGCGACUUGAGCUCGGCGCAGGAGGAAGCCAUGGUCGUCCGCCUCAAGGAGAAGGUCGAGCACAAGCAAGAAGCGAAUAGCAUGCGCGUGAAGAAUCUCCAGGACCUCAAGGUGUACAAGGGCAGCCAGUUCAUGGACGACGGGCUCCUCGGCGUGCUGCGUCACGUUGGGAUUAACGAAGUCGAUCAAGUCCUGCUCCGCUGGCACGAUCAGUUUGAGCAUGCGGAUCAGCUCGACAUGGAACAAAAAGCAGGCGAAGAGCGCGUGGCCGCAUGCCGCCAGGAGCUCGAGGCACUACGACACGAGUUGCAGAACCUCAAACUCGGGCAAACCACGGUCAAGCCUGGGAAAGCACCACCACCAAGUACUGGGAACGGGAAGCCCUCGACGUCGGGAUCGGCCAGCGACACCACCGCGAUGAACGACGGUGGGUCGAAACACCACAACAUCAAGCAAGUCGAGCUGCAGCUGGCCGAUGCGACAGCGAUUUUGCACCAGAAAAAGCAGCGCGCCAUCCGACUCAAAGCUUUGUCCGAGAACCUCCACUUGGGUUUACUGCACUUGGCUGUGAUGCUUGGGGUGAAGGCGUCGCAGGGGAUGGACUCGAUCAUGCUGGCGGACGCUGCCGAGCACAGCGUGCGCAGCUUGAUCGGGGAAGAAGGGGGGUCGGGGACCUCGACGAACCUCGGAUCCCUGCGCAAGAAGAACAGCAUGCGAAAAGGUAUCACGCAGACGCAAGCGCCCGUACAGCGAAGCCAGGAGGAAAUUCAACGGUACAACCUUCGCGUGCGAACGGCUGUGAGUCCGACGAAGCGGUUUGCUGGGGUCGAAUGCACCGCCGCCGACGAUACGGACGCGUUCCCGGAAAGUGACGACAGCGAUGCCAGCGGAAACGACGAAGAAGCGGUGCGAGACCGCGCCGACAUCAAGGCGAGUUCUGUCUUGGAAGUGCAAAAUCAAACGGGCGGGAAGCGACCAGCGAGACGCCGUGGCAAGAAGAAGCCGACCGGGAGUCCAUCGGGACAGGCAUCGGCCGCCGGCGCGGUCGCUGCCACAGAGUGAACAACAGCACAAUCGACACAUGUCGUGAUCGUGAAUGCAGAUGGACAGCGCCUCGCACAUAUCAGCAAUUGUAUCACGUGGUGUCGACAGA